CAAACUUGGUCCAGCCAGAAUUCAGAGAGUCGAAACUCAGUGUCAGAGGGGGGAGCUGAUGAGAGAGAGAAAGGAAGAAGAAGAAGGACGUACAAGGGCAGCAAAGACGGUGCCGCCUUGUGAUCUUAGAUGCAAAGGCAAAGCUGCCAUUGAGUUCCUUGAUGACCUGAACAUCGGAAUAAGGCACCCUUUCUCGGAGGAUACACGGUAGGCUUCGAUGAUCAGCUUGAUGGUGUUUUUGGAGAACCUAACCUACAAAUUUGAUUUUAUUCCACCAUAGAUUAAAAGGGAAACAAAAUUGAAUUAGUAGCAGAGCUUGGAUAUUGCUUCCUUCAAUCAAUCACUGUUCCAAAGCUACAAUUUUGUGGAGAAAUAAACAUAUAUUUUACAAUGCCGCUGGUUGUGAAGGCAGUAAGUUCGAGCAGGACGAACGAAAUUAAGGGCACAUAUGGAAAGACGAUAAAAACAAGGGGGAAAAGGAUAACGGUUGGUCACCAACCAACAGUCCAAGAAUGAGAAGAUUCGUCGGUGAACCCCUACUUUCCCCUUUUCAAUGGACUUUGCUGUCUCUUUCUUAGUCUUGAAACCAGCAUCAUAUGGGAUCCACACUCCCAAUUUUCCCUUAAGCCAAGUGGAAAUACCAACAGUGAAGAGUGGAAUGCAUGAAUGAAUGAGAGGCCGGUUUUUGGGGCAAAAGCAAUCUCACUUUGUUAAUCAACCAUGCCGAUUUUGAAAGCAGGGAGUAGGCCACCAUGGGUUGGUCUAGGAGCUGCAGUUUGGGUUCAGAUUGCAGUUGGAAAUGGUUUCAACUUCACUCUCUAUUCCACUUCUCUGAAAUCUGUUAUGGGUUUCAGUCAACAGCAGCUCACCAUACUUGGAGUUGCUAAUGAUCUCGGGGAGAAUUUUGGCCUUCUUCCCGGUGUCGUCUGCAAUAAAUUACCACCUUGGAUUGUUCUAUCCAUUGGAGCUUGCGCUUGUUUCUUGGGUUAUGGAGUUAUCUGGCUUGUUGUGAGCGAGACUGUUGAGUCUCUGCCUUAUUGGGUGAUUUGGCUUGCUCUUUGUCUCGCCACUCAUAGCAGUGCCUGGUUCAGCACGGCUGUGCUUGUAACUAACAUGCGGAACUUCCCUCUCACAAGGGGCACUGUUGCUGGCAUUCUCAAAGGCUAUGGGGGAAUAUCUGCUGCAGUAUACACCGAGAUCUACACUACAGUAAUGCAAAACUCUUCUUCAAAGCAAUUGCUGUUCCUCACACUUGGUAUUCCUCUUGUAUGUUUUGCAUUAAUGUAUUUUGUUAGGCCUUGUACGCCAGCAGCUGGAGAAGACUCUGCAGAACAUGGCCACUUUCUUUUUGUCCAAGUUGCCAGUAUUGUUCUUGGCAUCUAUCUUCUCACGACGACUAUAUUGAUCGAUGUACUCAACUUGAGUGCUCCCUUUACCUACAUAUUUGUUGUUAUCAUGGUUCUCCUUCUCGUGGCUCCAUUUGCAAUCCCUCUAAAGAUGACACUCUACCCUGCUGACCGUAAGAAACCAGGUACACUUGGCCUACCUGUUGGUUAUUCAGAUCAUCAGAUUCCAAGUGAAGACAAUUCAGACAGAACAGAGCCAUUGUUGACUCCAUCUUCAUCAGCAACACAGCUUGGAAGUUUUCAUGAAAUUGAUGAUGCUUCCGACAUUGAUAUACUUCUGGCUGAAGGUGAGGGAGCAGUGAAGGAAAAGAAGCGACCAAGGAGAGGGGAUGAUUUCAAGUUCCAUGAAGCUAUUGUGAAAGCGGAUUUCUGGCUUCUCUUUUUGGUUUAUUUUUGUGGGGUUGGGUCUGGAAUAACUGUUCUCAAUAAUCUGGCUCAGAUUGGGAUUUCACUAGGUGUGGAUGAUACAACAAUUCUGCUGUCUCUCUUCAGUUUUUGCAAUUUUAUUGGCCGUCUUAGUGGAGGUGCUGUUUCUGAGUACUUUGUCAGAUCAAAAGCAUUCCCUCGGACAAUUUGGAUGACAUGCACACAAGUAAUCAUGAUCAUUACAUAUCUUCUGUUUGCUUCAGCUCUCAGUGGUACCCUUUAUGCAGCUACUGCUUUACUCGGGAUCUGCUAUGGAGCUCAGUUCUCUAUCAUGAUUUCAACUGCCUCUGAGCUUUUCGGGUUGAAGCAUUUUGGUGUAAUUUACAAUUUCAUGGGGCUUGGUAAUCCUCUCGGUGCAUUCUUCUUCUCAGCUCUUCUUGCUGGUUAUAUAUAUGAUGAAGAGGCCGCAAAACAGCAUGGGUUGAAUUUGCUCAAGAAGAGUGUUUCCUGCUUGGGUCCUGAUUGUUUUAGGCUUACAUUCUUCGUUCUAGCUGGUAUCAGCAGUCUGGGCUCUAUAUUGAGCGUAAUCCUCAGUAUUAGAAUUAAACCCGUUUAUCAGAUGCUAUAUGCUGGGGGUUCCUUCUGUCGCACUCAAGAUUCGGGUCACUGAAAGCGAGUUCAGUUUUUUGAUACAUGAAUAUAAAUAAAAGAUAAAGCGCUUCUAUGGAGAACACUUUGACCUAGCUACUUCAGCUAUUCCAGUCUAUGCUUGCCUCCUUACAUGCCCAAGAGAAUUGGGAGUUCCAUUUCUACUUGAAGAUCUUGCAGUUUUGGGGAUAUGUGUAGAAUGCUCAAGGAAAGAUUCUUUCCUCCAUUGUUGUAAAUUGAUGAGAUCUUGCAGUUUUGGGGAUAUGUGUAGAAUGCUCAAGGAAAGAUUCUUUCCUUUAUUGUUGUAAAUUGAUGCAUCUUCUUCAUGCUAGUCCAGAAAAGAUAUUAAUGGUAUUGGAGGUUUCAUGUA
Molecule: messenger RNA, 2790 nt
Organism: Macadamia integrifolia
Lineage: Eukaryota; Viridiplantae; Streptophyta; Magnoliopsida; Proteales; Proteaceae
Product: protein NUCLEAR FUSION DEFECTIVE 4
Exons: 3
Coding region: 721-2442 (573 amino acids)
Biological process (GO): transmembrane transport
Cellular component (GO): membrane
Molecular function (GO): transmembrane transporter activity
Source: RefSeq, a predicted model, not a curated record